This is a messenger RNA of Theileria equi strain WA, 732 nucleotides long. RefSeq lists its product as hypothetical. The transcript is spliced from 2 exons. NCBI's taxonomy places the organism in Eukaryota, Apicomplexa, Aconoidasida, Piroplasmida, Theileriidae. The record is from RefSeq and is a predicted model, not a curated record. Bases 1 to 732 code for a protein of 243 amino acids.
AUGGCUCCACCAACUGGCCCUAAGAGGCUCGUCAGCAUUGAUCUUUCAGGGCCACUGCCAGGCAACAUUAUGAUGAUUCCGUCAAGGAAUGAGGAAAUUGGCGGUUACAAUUAUACCAUUCAGCACAGUCGAAGACAUACGCACAUUAUCGGUCACAUUAGCGAUCGAGGGCAAUUCCUGGUACCGGGUGAUCCUACGGCAGUGAGUAGGUACCUUUACGUCCUUACCACGAGCGACGGCUCAAAAGUCGUAAGAGUAAUGACCAGGACGAGGGUAAGCAACGUCUUUUACCUGAGGAGGAUCCAAGAGUUUAUCAAGAAGGUCGACGAUGCCAUGUACCACGUUCUCGUCAGGGAGCCCAUAGUGAUGAACGUUUUGGAGCAGACUGAGGACCAAAACAUCGAGAUUGAGCUCAUUCCCGAUAAUCCAAUCGAGGAGGGAGAUCUCGACCCCUCAAGACCAAUUCCCACCUACUACAGAAUAAAGCCUGCUAUGAAGUUUUACAGGACCAUUGGCGUAGUCAAAUACGGCAGACACACUGUGGACGACAAGAUUGAGGGACUGAUUGAACGAAGGGUCAUAUGGGGAGGAGCAAUCGGUAAUCCCAAAAUUACAGUCACUUCGAACUACACCAACGGAACCGAGGUCGUGGAAAAGUACGAGUUCUUGAAGAACGAACAGAUGUUUCACGCAUUUUCGUACAAGAAGCGAUAUUCCUCACUCUGUGGGUAG